Messenger RNA from Austrofundulus limnaeus, 760 nucleotides. It is a transcript of the gene insb, whose product is annotated as preproinsulin b. The coding region runs from base 301 to 636 and encodes 111 amino acids. The transcript is spliced from 3 exons. Gene Ontology annotation, cellular component: extracellular region. The record is from RefSeq and is a predicted model, not a curated record. Gene Ontology annotation, molecular function: hormone activity. Lineage: Eukaryota; Metazoa; Chordata; Actinopteri; Cyprinodontiformes; Rivulidae.
GGGUUAAACUGGGAAUCUUUCUGGGUGGCUGUGCUCUCCUCCACUUUAUCCCAGUGCUUUUGGUCCGGAGUCAUUUAAAUGACGCAGUGUCCCCGCGGAGCAGAUCAAGCAUGCUUACAGGUCAAGGUGUUAAUGAGAAGACCUUCGGCCUUCUGUUGGGACCGACAAAAGCCAGGUGGAGAGUUAAAAAGGGUAAAAGGUGGCCAAGCGGAGAUGUUCUCUGUACCUUGAAGCCGGGGUCCUUCUCAUCCACAAGCACCAGCUGCUCUGCUGUCCCGGGAAUACAGCGGUCUCCUUCUUAUGGCCAGGGUACCAUGGGCGGUGUCAGCGCUGUUACUGCUUGUGCUCUGCUCUCCAGGGGCCUCCUCGGCCCCCAUCCGGCACCUGUGUGGCUCCCACCUGGUGGACGCUCUCUACUUUGUCUGUGGAGAGCGGGGAUUUUUCUACAACCAAAACCGUAUCCACAAACGAGAUGUGGAACAUCUGCUCGGGUUCCUGUCUAAAAGGGUCAGACAGGAAGCGCGACAGUGGAGGCUUCCGUCAGGAAGAGACGAGCCCAAGGUGAAAAGAGGCAUCGUGGAGCAGUGCUGCCAUACGCCAUGCAGCGUUCACCACCUGGAGGGCUACUGCAACUGACCUGCCACUUCACAACUAGCACCACUCAUAGGAAAAAUAAAAAAGUCCCGAAGUCAAUUUCUGGCCCCCAUACUUGCUGGUUAUGUCUUAUCAACUGAAGGAAAUAAAGCUUCAUGACCCAUAA